This is a messenger RNA of Coregonus sp. 'balchen', 11615 nucleotides long. NCBI's taxonomy places the organism in Eukaryota, Metazoa, Chordata, Actinopteri, Salmoniformes, Salmonidae. The record is from the annotation of a GenBank genome assembly.
UCCUCCAUGUGCAGGGCUGUUUUGCAGCUGCUGGCGGUCCAGGGGCAGUAUGCUGACAUAACCUCUCCGCCAGACCCAGCACUACGACCCUGCAAGCCAGACACAGAUUUAUACUCUGUCUCACACAGUCCUCUAGCAGACAAUUUCAAAAGACCAAAGACUGAUCUAACAUUUACUGAAACAGACCACAGUGCUGUACUAACCCCAGAACUUACAAUUGCCAGCAGACUAAUACCUGAAGAAGAACCCCCAGAGGCCACUCUAGUCGAUCCGUCCCCUGCCUUUAACAGUAAACUUGAAGAGGAGUUAUUUGACACUGACAAACCAUUUGCAGAUCCAACAUCACUUCACCAUGUGAUAAAUACGGACCUGCCAGUCUCAGAAUUAUCCUUAUCAGAGCAACCAAAUCUAAACUCACCAGAACCCUUAGCAACUGGCCCGACUGUUACAGAACCCUUAUCAGAUACUACCCUGACGGUUUCAGAAGCAGAACCCUUGGCAGAUACUGCCUUGACUGUUUCAGAACCCUUAGAAGAACCCUUAAAUGUCCCGAUUGUUUCAGAAUUAACUUUAUCCGAACCACUUGUUAGAACAAACCCAGUUAUUCCAGAAUCAAACUCAUCUGAACAGUCAGCUGCGAUGGACUCUCAAGUAUCAGAAUCGACUUUACCAGAGCCUCCAAUAACCUCUGAUGCACCUAUCAUAGCCCACUCUUCAACAGAAGCAGAAAUAAACUUUGACCAACUAACACUAGAACUAACAUCACCAGAACGACCUCUAAACACAGGCCAACCGACCCAGGAAUUAAACCUCUCAGAACCUGACAUCAGUACUAACAGCGACACUACUAACUCAUCCAUAUCUGAGCCUCAGCUGGCAGAGAGGAGCCAGAAUACAGACAUAAUGUUGCUUUCACGCCCUGAGAUCGCCCUCAGCUUGACUGAAGACACUCCUUUACCAGAGCCACAGCUUGCUGUGAGUACUGGCAGCCCCUCUGUAUCUUACUCUCCUCCCCUCACAACCACUCACGCUUUUACAGUGCUCUGCAUGCCCUUAUGCACAGGUGCUGUGAUCCUGCUGUUUUCUCACGCUAAGGCUAAGCCCAUGGUGUGAUGAUCACUGUUUCCUUAGUGUUUGAAUUGACUGGCUGUGUGAACCUGCCCACCCCAAAAUGAACUAUUUUCAUCUUUGGUCUACAACACAAUAAUAUGUUCUCUUUUUCCCCUCAUUAACCAUUCACAUUUGAACAUACAUUAUUCUGGAUAUGUCUGUUUCAGCCAAUGAGGCGUUCUUGUUAGCUGAUUGGUUCAGUGAUUGAGACAAUCUGACUUUUCACUGGUGAUCUCAGUGACAAUGGAGUGUUUAUUCAUGCUAGUUGGUGUUGUGGUGUGUGGAUCAACCUCUGGAAGUGUAGGUAUGUUUUAUCUCAAGGUUAUUCACUCCACCCUUUAUCACUGUAUGGGUCUGUCCUAUUUCAGAUACUUUUGUGCUGCCUCUCCUGGCUUGCCCAACUGCAGGUCUUGUGAAGUAUUUUUGUAGUUGUGAAAAGACGUGAUGAUGUCUGGUAGAAUGUACACAUGGAGUGCAUCUCUCAAUGUCCUCUGUUUUAUUUUAGGCCGCCAGCAUGGUGGCGUCGUCACGUUCAUAUGCUGAUUUCACUCCUGAGGCCACCUUUGACAUAAAGGUAAGACAAAAAUAAAACGUUUUUAGCUGAUUGAUUCUCACUGUUUGCCUUGAUGAGAUCGCAUUGUGUGUGUUCCCUCGUAUAGAAAGUGGACCUACAUCGUCUGGAGGAGGGCCCACCUCUGACGGCCACUCUGACCCGGGAGGAGGGACUGAAGUACUACCGCACCAUGCAGACCAUAAGACGCAUGGAGCUGAAGGCAGAUCAGCUGUACAAGCAGAAGAUCAUCAGAGGCUUUUGUCAUCUGUAUGAUGGCCAGGUUAGAGCGCACACAAUCACUCUCAUGGAUUGUAUAAGCAAAUAUAGUCUCGCAUGUAUACACACAUACUUCAUUCAAAUAUAAACGCUCAGAGAUUCUGUUUGUUAUUCUAUGAUAGGAAGCCUGUGCGGUUGGCAUUGAGGGGGGUAUCACCCUGUCAGAUCACCUGAUUACUGCAUACCGCGCCCACGGCUAUACCCUCACCAGGGGCGGGACCGUCAGGGAGAUCAUGGCUGAGCUCACUGGUGAGUGUACUUGACUUGACCCAAUCCAAUAGAUAACUCUAAUAAGAGCUAAUAGUGCUGAACGAUUAGUGCUUUUUGAGGUCGGUUCGAUUAUUAAAAAAUAAUCACGAAUUUCGGUUUCUAUUAUUUUUUUAAACAUUAAAUGCAUUAUGAAUUAAUGAUAUUAAAAUGACGAGAGAUUUUUUAAUGGAAAUGUCAAAGCCAGAAAUGGUGAACGUUAAAUUGCCAAAACAUUGAAAAUAUUCCAUUGUCUUUGUCAGGUCCAUAUAGAAAAAAAGGAAAUUACAAUUAAAUAAUAAGAUAUUUCAGUUGUGUAUAUUACUUAGUUUUAUUUUUUGACUUUAUAAUUUUUCAUUCCUAAGUCAUCUCAUCUCCUCUGCUCAGACAGUAGCAGCCAGACAACCAUCUAACAUUCUGUGUUCUCCCCAUACUGUACUGUCUUUAGUCAUCCUAUUUAACUAGGCUAGUCUGCCUAAGUAUGCUGCAGAGCUGUCUGAUGAAAUAAUUGUACUAGUUCUUCUCGUUGUUGUGUACAUUACUCUCUCAUGCAGCGGCGUAUGCUAUCUGUGUAUCUAACCUAACAUAGGAGGCGUAAAAGUGUAUCCAUCUGGGUCCGAGCCGGAAAAGAACAGGCGCAAUGGAUUAUGGUCAUUGUAGUUAAUUACCACGGUUCUGCGCUGAACUAGGUUGAACAUUUGCUACACUAGGUUGAACAUUUGCUGUUUGGGUUAGUUCUUAUUAUACAAUUUCACUGUAGAACCCCUAGUCCCUCUCAAACUGCCUCAUAUAGUUCCUUUGUUCCUCCCCCCAUACACGCCGAGACCGGCUCAAUCGAUGCCUCCAAUGACGCUAUCUCUUUCAUUGUUACCCAACGCUUAGGGUUACCUGAACUGUACUCAUAUCCUUCCAUAUCCUUUUCUGUACAUAAUGCCCUGAAUCUUUUCUACAACGCCCGGAGAACUGCCCCCUUUAUUCUAUGUACCCAACGCACUAGAAGACCAGUUCUUAAAGCCUUUAGUCGUAUCCUUAUUCUAGUCCUCCUCUGGUGAUGUAGAGGCUAACCCAGGCCCUGCAGCCCCCAGUAUCACUCCUACUCCCCAGGAGCUAUCAUUUGUUGACUUCUGUAACCGUAAAAGUCUUGGUUUUCUGCACAUAAAUAUCAGAAGCCUCCUUCCUAAGUUUGAGUUAUUCACUGCGUUAGCACACUCCGCCAACCCUGAUGUUCUAGCAGUGUCUGAAUCCUGGCUUAGGAAGGCCACCAAAAAUUCUGAAAUUUCCAUCCCCAACUAUAACAUUUUCCGUCUAGAUAGAACUGCCAAAGGGGGUGGAGUUGCAAUCUACUGUAGAGAUAGCCUGCAGAGCUCCAUCAUACUAUCCAGGUCUGUGCCCAAACAGUUUGAGCUUCUACUUCUAAAAAUCCACCUUUCCAGAAAUAAAUCUCUCACUGUUGCCGCUUGCUACAGACCCCCCUCAGCCCCCAGCUGUGCCCUGGACACCAUAUGUGAAUUGAUUGCCCCCCAUCUAUCCUCAGAGUUCGUACUGCUUGGUGACCUAAAUUGGGAUAUGCUUAACACCCCGGCCAUCCUACAAUCUAAACUAGAUGCCCUCAAUCUCACACAAAUUAUCAACGAACCUACCAGGUACAACCCUAAAUCCGUAAACAUGGGUACCCUCAUAGAUAUCAUCCUGACUAACUUACCCUCUAAAUACACCUCCGCUGUCUUCAACCAGGAUCUCAGCGAUCACUGCCUUAUUGCCUGCGUCCGUAACGGGUCCGCGGUCAAACGACCACCCCUCAUCACUGUCAAACGCUCCCAAAAACACUUCAGCGAGCAGGCCUUCCUAAUUGACCUGGCCCAGGUAUCCUGGAUGGAUAUAGAUCUCAUUCCGUCAGUAGAGGAUGCCUGGUUGUUCUUUAAAAGUAAUUUCCUCUCAAUCUUAAAUAGACAUGCCCCAUUCAAAAAAUACAGAACUAAGAACAGAUAUAGCCCCUGGUUCUCCUCAGACUUGACUGCCCUUGACCAGCACAAAAACAUCCUGUGGCGUACUGCAUUAGCAUCAAAUAGCCCCCACGAUAUGCAACUUUUCAGGGAAGUUAGGAACCAAUAUACACAAGCAGUUAGGAAAGCAAAGGCUAACUUUUUCAAACAGAAAUUUGCAUCCUGUAGCACUAACUCCAAAAAGUUUUGGGACACUGUAAAGUCCAUGGAAAAUAAGAGCACUUCCUCCCAGCUGCCCACUGCACUGAGGCUAGGAAACACUAUCGCCACCGAUAAAUCUACAAUAAUCGAGAAUUUCAACAAGCAUUUUGCUACGGCUGGCCAUGCUUUCCACCUGGCUACCACUACCCCGGCUCUGCACCCUCCGCUGCAACUUGCCCAUGCCCCCCCCGCUUCUCCUUCACACAAAUCCAGACAGCUGAUGUUCUAAAAGAGCUGCAAAAUCUGGACCCCUACAAAUCAUCUGGGCUAGACAAUCUGGACCCUUUCUUUCUAAAACUAGCCGCCGAAAUUGUCGCAACCCCUAUUACUAGCCUGUUCAACCUCUCUUUCGUAACGUCUGAGAUCCCCAGAGAUUGGAAAGAUGCCGCGGUCAUCCCCCUCUUCAAAGGGGGUGACACUCUAGAUCCAAACUGUUACAGACCCAUAUCCAUCCUGCCCUGCCUUUCAAAAGUUUUUGAAAGCCAAGUCAACAAACAGAUCAACGACCAUUUCGAAUCCCACCGUACCUUCUCCGCUAUGCAAUCCGGUUUCCGAGCUGGUCAUGGGUGCACUUCAGCCACGCUCAAGGUCCUAAACGAUAUUAUAACCGCGAUCGAUAAUAGACAGUACUGUGCAGCCGUUUUCAUUGACCUGGCCAAGGCUUUCGACUCUGUCAACCACCGCAUUCUUAUUGGCAGACUAAAUAGCCUUGGUUUCUCAAAUGACUGCCUCGCCUGGUUCACCAACUACUUCUCAGAUAGAGUUCAAUGUGUCAAAUCGGAGGGCCUGUUGUCUGGACCUAUGGCAGUCUCUAUGGGGGUGCCACAGGGUUCAAUUCUUGGGCCGACUCUUUUCUCUGUGUAUAUCAAUGACGUCGCUCUUGCUGCUGGUGACUCUCAGAUCCACCUCUACGCAGACGACACCAUUUUGUAUACAUCUGGCCCUUCAUUGGACACUGUGUUAACAAACCUCCAAACGAGCUUCAAUUCCAUACAACACUCCUUCAGUAGCCUCCAACUGCUCUUAAACACUAGUAAAACUAAAUGCAUGCUCUUCAACCGAACGCUGCUUGCACCCGCCCACCCGACUAGAAUCACUACUCUCGACGGGUCUGACCUAGAGUAUGUGGACAACUACAAAUAUCUAGGUGUCUGGUUAGACUGUAAACUCUCCUUCCAGACUCACAUUAAGAAUCUCCAAUCCAAAGUUAAAUCUAGAAUCGGUUUCCUAUUUCGCAACAAAGCCUCCUUCACUCAUGCUGCCAAACAUGCCCUCGUAAAACUGACUAUCCUACCGAUCCUUGACUUCGGCGAUGUCAUUUACAAAAUAGCCUCCAACACUCUACUCAGCAAAUUGGAUGUUGUCUAUCACAGUGCCAUCCGUUUUGUCUCCAAAGCCCCAUAUAAUACCCACCACUGUGACCUGUACGCUCUUGUUGGCUGGUCCUCACUACAUAUUCGUCGCCAAACCCACUGGCUCCAGGCCAUCUAUAAAUCACUGCUAGGCAAAUCCCCGCCUUAUCUUAGCUCAUUGGUCACCAUAGUAGUCUGCGCUCCAGCGGGUAUAUCUCACUGGUCAUCCCCAAAGCCAACACCUCCUUUGGCCGCAAUUCCUUCCAGUUCUCUGCUGCCAAUGACUGGAACAAAUUGCAAAAAUCUCUGAAGCUGGAGACACUUAUCUCCCUCACUAACUUUAAGCAUCAGUUGUCAGAGCACCUUACCGAUCACACAGCCCAUCUUACCUGUACACAGCCCAUCUGAAAUUAGCCCGCCCAACUACCUCAUCCCUAUAUUGUUAUUUAUUUUGCUCAUUUGUACCCCAGUAUCUCUAUUUGCACAUCAUCUCUUGCACAUCUAUCAUUCCAGUGUUAAUACUAAUUGUAAUUAUUUUGCACUAUAGCCUAUUUUAUUGCCUUACCUCCAUAACUUGCUAAAUUUGCACACUGUAUAUUAUAUGUAUUUCUGUUGUAUUUUUGACUUUGUUUUGUUUUACCCCAUAUGUAACUCUGUGUUGUUUUUAUCGCACUGCUUUGCUUUAUCUUGGCCAGGUCGCAGUUGUAAAUGAGAACUUGUUCUCAACUGGUUUACCUGGUUAAAUAAAGGUGAAAUAAAAUAAAAAAUAAAUAAAAAUAAAAACUACAACUCCCGUCAGCCCAGCGUCCCAUAUAGUUCUUGGCUUCAUUUAUCUCGUGAAUGAUUUGAUUUCUCUCUAGAGAAACGGCGCGUUGGCUCACAAAAAAAAAACAAAAUGGAAUUAAAGUAAUUGAAAUUGUCUGUCAAUUAUUUGUUUAAUAACCAAAAAAGCAACAUUUGGUUAAUCGCUCAGCACCAAGAGCUAAUCAUUCUACAUUGCACCUCUGAUUUUGUCUUCCUAACCAUUCAAACACACCUCUUUCACUCAUUAUUUUCUUCCCUUGCUGUCUCACUAAGGUCGUAGAGGAGGCAUUGCUAAAGGCAAGGGAGGCUCUAUGCACAUGUACACUAAAAACUUCUAUGGAGGCAAUGGCAUUGUGGGAGCUCAGGUAAUUCACAAAGGCCUAGCAUUAUUUAUUUAUCUUAGAUUUGAAAGAAUCCCAUUUGAUUCCUUUUUUAACCUGAUCAUUUGUCUAAGCUGUAUAUCCCAUUCAAAGAUGGUGGAUUCUCCCUCUCAAAUAUAACACCUGCCUAAUCUCCCCUCAGGUACCCCUGGGAGCCGGUGUAGCCCUGGCCUGCAAGUACCUGGGCAAUGACCAGCUGUGUGUCAGUCUCUAUGGUGAUGGAGCAGCCAACCAGGUUUGACAUACAUGCUUCUUAACACCUGCAUGCAUUGAACAUAUGAAGUACAACGAUUUGAGCCCAACUGUUGACUGAAUUUUUAUUAAUCCACAGGGUCAGAUCUUUGAGACAUAUAACAUGUCGUCUCUUUGGAAGUUACCCAUCAUCUUCAUCUGUGAGAACAACCAAUAUGGCAUGGGCACAUCAGUAGAGCGCUCUGCUGCCAGCACCGAAUACUACAAGAGAGGAGACUACAUUCCUGGCCUCAGGGUAGACUGCUAACUAAUACAUUCACGCUUCUGUAUAACUUGCAAAAUGUAAUUCUUAAACUCAAGUAAUGUAUCUGUAUCUGUAUCCAGGUGGAUGGGAUGGAUGUUCUGUGUGUUAGAGAGGCCACCAAGUUUGCAGCUGAUCACUGCCGAUCCGGAAAGGUGAGCAUCAAGUAUGGAGGGUUGUUGAUUUUGUGUCUGUGUACUGUGUACAGGUUUGUGUGUUUUAAGUCGAAGUAGCACAACUGAGACUGUUUCUCUGCUCCACCUGUGUUCAGGGCCCUAUCCUCAUGGAGCUCCAGACCUACCGUUAUCAUGGACACAGCAUGAGCGAUCCUGGCGUCAGGUAAAUGUCCACAGCUCAACUGAGUGUACCAAACAAUGACUCCAAUGCUUCCCAGUGUCAAAUUGGCUGGAUGUCCUUUGGGUGGUGGACCAUUCUUGAUACACAUGGGAAACUGUUGAGCGUGAAAAACCCAGCAGCGUUGCAGUUCUUGACACAAACCGGUGUGCCUGCACCUACUACCAUACCCCAUUCAAAGGCACUUAAAUCUUUUGUCUUGCCCGUUCACCUUCUGAAUGGCACACAAACAGUGGGGAAAAAAAGUAUUUAGUCAGCCACCAAUUGUGCAAGUUCUCCCACUUAAAAAGAUGAGAGGCCUGUAAUUUUCAUCAUAUGUACACGUCAACUAUGACAGACAAAAUGAGAAAACAAAAUCCAGAAAAUCACAUUGUAGGAUUUUUAAUGAAUUUAUUUGCAAAUUAUGGUGGAAAAUAAGUAUUUGGUCAAUAACAAAAGUUUCUCAAUACUUUGUUAUAUACCCUUUGUUGGCAAUGACACGGGUCAAACGUUUUCUGUAAGUCUUCACAAGGUUUUCACACACUGUUGCUGGUAUUUUGGCCCAUUCCUCCAUGCAGAUCUCCUCUAGAGCAGUGAUGUUUUGGGGCUGUCGCUGGGCAACACGGACUUUCAACUCCCUCCAAAGAUUUUCUAUGGGGUUGAGAUCUGGAGACUGGCUAGGCCACUCCAGGACCUUGAAAUGCUUCUUACGAAGCCACUCCUUCGUUGCCCGGGCGGUGUGUUUGGGAUCAUUGUCAUGCUGAAAGACCCAGCCACGUUUCAUCUUCAAUACCCUUGCUGAUGGAAGGAGGUUUUCACUCAAAAUCUCACGAUACAUGGCCCCAUUCAUUCUUUCCUUUACACGGAUCAGUCGUCCUGGUCUCUUUGCAGAAGAACAGCCCCAAAGCAUGAUGUUUCCACCCCCAUGCUUCACAGUAGGUAUGGGGUUCUUUGGAUGCAACUCAGCAUUCUUUGUCCUCCAAACACGAGAAGUUGAGUUUUUACCAAAAAGUUAUAUUUUGGUUUCAUCUGACCAUAUAACAUUCUCCCAAUCCUCUUCAGGAUCAUCCAAAUGCACUCUAGCAAACUUCAAACGGGCCUGGACAUGUACUGGCUUAAGCAGGGGGACACGUCUGGCACUGCAGGAUUUGAGUCCCUGGCGGCGUAGUGUGUUACUGAUGGUAGGCUUUGUUACUUUGGUCCCAGCGCUCUGCAGGUCAUUCACUAGGUCCCCCCGUGUGGUUCUGGGAUUUUUGCUCACCGUUCUUGUGAUUAUUUUGACCCCACGGGGUGAGAUCUUGCGUGGAGCCCCAGAUCGAGGGAGAUUAUCAGUGGUCUUGUAUGUCUUCCAUUUCCUAAUAAUUGCUCCCACAGUUGAUUUCUUCAAACCAAGCUGCUUACCUAUUGCAGAUUCAGUCUUCCCAGCCUGGUGCAGGUCUACAAUUUUGUUUCUGGAGUCCUUUGACAGCUCUUUGGUCUUGGCCAUAGUGGAGUUUGGAGUGUGACUGUUUGAGGUUGUGGACAGGUGUAUUUUAUACUGAUAACAUGUUCAAACAGGUGCCAUUAAUACAGGUAACGAGUGGAGGACAGAGGAGCCUCUUAAAGAAGAAGUUACAGGUCUGUGAGAGCCAGAAAUCUUGCUUGUUUGUAGGUGACCAAAUACUUAUUUUCCACCAUAAUUUGCAAAUAAAUUCAUUAAAAAUCCUACAAUGUGAUUUUCUGGAUUUUUUUUCCUCAAUUUGUCUGUCAUAGUUGACGUGUACCUAUGAUGAAAAUUACAGGCCUCUCAUUUUUUUAAGUGGGAGAACUUGCACAAUUGGUGGCUGACUAAUUACUUUUUUUCCCCACUGUACACAAUCCAUGUCUCAAUUGUCUCAAGGCUUAAAAAUCCUUCUUUAACUUGUCUCCUCCCCUUCAUCUACACUGAUUUGAAGUGGAUUUAACACGUGACAUCAAUAAGGGAUCAUAGCUUUCACCUGGUCAGUCUGUCAUGGAAACAGCAAGCGUUCUUUUUUGUAUGCUCUGUAUAUCGUUAUUGGAUUAGUAGAUUAGUAUUGUUGAUGCCAUAGACAUGAUUAUUAUUACCUACCUAUCUGUUAUUUUCUCUGUAGAAGUUAUUUGAACUCCAUCAGUAAACAGGUUUCCACCCAACCAUUUAAUGCGAAGGAUUUACCUGGCGCAUAAAAACAGUCACGACAGGGGUAAUGGAAACAGGAAAUGUCGGAUAAGAUUCAUAAAUGUCGACAGACAAUUUGUUCGUUCGACAGGGUGGGAUCUUUUUGUGUCUGUAAAAUGUAUUAUGUGAGAAAUGGGGGUGGAAACACCUUUUUAUGCACAAAUAUUGAUAUAAUAACCACAAGUCACGCAAUAUGUUACAUUGUAGGCCUACCACCACGAUGCAGGAAAGCAUAUAGGUAGAUGAAAUAAGUUAUGAUGAACUUCACAUGCUGGUUAAGUGCACAGUGAUCAUGCACAUUUCCAAUAGGCUAAAUAUCGAGGGUAGACUAUUUGAAUGCUGGUGACAUGAUAAUCGCUGUUUGCUGCCAAUAAUCAAAUAAAAUGAUCUUGCUCUUAUCCAUAUCUCAUCAUAAAACCUGUCCACUUUAUCAGCAAACUUGUCUAGAGAGCAUGCGCCAAAACCAGAUUGGGCAAGUUUUCAAUUUAACAGUUUUUGCGACAAAACCCUCGGCAGAGUUGAUAUAUAUUUUUUACGGAGUGGCUGCGGAUCCGACUUUUCUGGACCUUUCUUCCCGACAGCUAAAGGUCCCGACGCUUCUGCGCAUGCGCGGGAUUCUCUACUUACUCAGUCCCUGCUCUACUCGUGGAGAACAGGCUAUUCUGGCGAUUGGUGCUUGUUCAAUAAAGUUAGAUCAAAGCUGAAUCAAUGUCUGCAACAUCACAUGAUGAUAGUAUUGUACAUAACAGAACCCAAUAUAAUAGCAUAGCAUAUUACAGGGAUACUCAACUACUACGGGGGGGUAGAACUGGGGGGUUACCUACAGAUCUGCAGCCACAGCCUAUUUUUCUUUAAAUUGGGUACAUGGGAACUUUUUUAUGUGCACUACGUCAUCACACACAGACUUUUCUCCGCAACAAAUCAGUUUGAUGGAAACACCUCUGGUGGGAAAAUACGCAGAUUUUUUUUGAAUAUUCGCAUGAAAAUCUGGCACCAAUUGGAUGGAAACCUAGCCUAGUGCUGACCUACCAGGGAUUCAACAGCUAGUUUUUCAGUGCUUUAAUAUAUUGCUGCCCUUGCACUCUGCUAUGUCCCCCAGUAGCCUCCUCCCUGCAUUCUCUUACCUGCCGUAGUGACACUGCAUACCCCUACCCCGCUCUUUCCCCUUCCUUAGCUACCGCACACGUGAGGAGAUCCAGGAGGUCCGUAGUAAGAGCGACCCCAUCUCCAUGCUGAAGGACCGCAUGCUUAGCAACAACAUGGCCAGCAUAGAGGAGCUCAAGGUGAUUCUCAAAUAUUCACUAAUAUACUGGCCAUUCGACACAGUAUGAAUAGGCAGUAUAUACAUAGUCAAGAUAGAUUCAUAUCUUUUGACUAAGUUUGAAAAAUGCAUGAUUAUUGAUGCAUUGUAAAUAGUUACAGCUGACAGAAACAUGUCUUGGAGGAUGUAAUGACCAAACUUCCCUUGUCCUGUAUGUGUGCAGGAGAUUGAUAUUGCGGUGAGGAAGGAGAUUGAAGACGCUGCACAGUUUGCUACCACAGACCCAGAGCCCCCUCUGGAUGACCUGUGUAGCCACAUCUUCGCCAACGAUCAGCCCUUUGAAGUGCGUGGCGCCACCCCAUGGACCAAAGCUGACGUCGACCAGCUAAAGGCUCUCAUGCCCCACCCUUUUGUCUUCCAGGCCCUU